Solanum lycopersicum (tomato) is the source of this 345-nucleotide messenger RNA. Its product is annotated as protein PELPK2-like. The record is from RefSeq and is a predicted model, not a curated record. Lineage: Eukaryota; Viridiplantae; Streptophyta; Magnoliopsida; Solanales; Solanaceae.
AUGGCAUUAUUGGCCAUAUCAAGCAUCACUACAAGUCAUGCUGCUCGUAGCCUACUGCAACUUCCUAACUUGCCUAUAAUCCCUUCAUUGCCUCAGCCGACAGUGCAAAAAUUGCCCACUAUACCAAACUUGCCAACAGCAGUCACAUUGCCAAGUGUUGCAUCGUUGCCAACACUUCCAACAGCUAAUACACCUUUACCUUCUUUGCCAACAUUGCCCUCUGUGCCUAAGAUGACUCUGCCACCAAUGCCUGCCAGCAUUCCUCUACCCAACACGCCAUCCCUUCCAAACAUUCCCACAAUUCCAAAUAUUAUUCCUACAAAUUCACCUCCUCCAUCCAACUAA